Phragmites australis (common reed) is the source of this 1453-nucleotide messenger RNA. Its product is annotated as GDSL esterase/lipase At1g28600-like. The transcript has 5 exons. Lineage: Eukaryota; Viridiplantae; Streptophyta; Magnoliopsida; Poales; Poaceae. Bases 77 to 1273 code for a protein of 398 amino acids. Gene Ontology annotation, molecular function: hydrolase activity, acting on ester bonds. The record is from RefSeq and is a predicted model, not a curated record.
UCCAAAAUCAGACUCGUUCGGUUUCUUCUUCGCAGGUCGCCUCGAGCGGAGCGAAGACGACCCGCGGAGAGAGGCCAUGGCUUCCUCUGCCUCCGGGCGAGGAGGACGACGACUUCUCUUGCCGGCGGUGGCGGUGGUACUAGUACUAGUUGGGGCGGAUUCAGCGGCGCCGUGCUACCCGCGCGUGUUCAGCUUCGGGGACUCGCUGGCGGACACGGGCAACUACGGCUUCUUCUUCGGCAACGACUCCGGCGAGCCUGCGCUCCGGCCACCCUACGGCGAGACCUUCUUCAACCGGGCCACUGGACGCUUCUCCAACGGCCGCCUCGUCCUCGACUUCAUCGCGGAUACGAUGGGGCUGCCGUUCGUUCGUCCGUACUGGGGCGGGAGAAGCGCGGAGGACUUCGCAUGCGGGGCCAACUUCGCGGUGGGCGGCGCCACCGCGCUCAGCCCAGACUACUUCAGGGCCAGGGGUUUCGACAUAGGCGACGGCCGAGUGCACCUUGACAUGGAGAUGAAGUGGUUCCGUGACCUUCUCAACCUGUCCUGCCCCGGCGAUCUCUCCGGUUGCUCGGACAUGAUAAACCAAUCCCUCUUCUUGGUUGGAGAAAUUGGGGGCAAUGACUACAACCUGCCUCUUCUCUCCAGAGUGCCUGUUGAGAAGAUCCGCACCUUCACUCCAAGCGUUGUUGCCAAAAUUUCUUCUACAGUCACUGAAUUGAUUGGGCUAGGAGCCAAGACUCUGGUGGUUCCUGGGAACCUCCCGAUUGGGUGUGUCCCGAAAUAUCUAUUGAUAUUCAAGAGCGAUAAGAAAGAAGAUUAUGAGCCAGAGACAGGUUGCCUCAGGUGGAUGAACGAGUUCUCACAGUUCCACAACAAGCUUCUCAUGGAAGAGCUGGAGAAGCUGCGCAAGCUUCAUCCUGGUGUGACGAUCAUCUAUGCUGAUUACUAUGGAGCUGCUAUGGAAAUUUUCCUUUCCCCUGAACGAUUUGGGAUCGAGGAUCCCUUGUCAGCUUGCUGCGGUGGAGAAGGACCCUACGGUGUGUCGCUAACUGCAACUUGUGGAUAUGGGGACUACAAGGUGUGUGAUAACCCAGACAAGUAUGGAUCAUGGGAUGGCUUCCAUCCAUCAGAAGCUGCAUACCGGGCCAUUGCAAUGGGCCUGCUACGAGGUUCAUACACACAGCCGUCAAUUGCUUCCACCACCAGCUCAUGCCCACGGCUCACUGAGCUCAGCUCUUCUGUUGAAUACAAGGUCCUCUAUGAUUUAUAGUUCUGUAACUACAUUUAGUUUUUAUUGUCAUAGAAAUACUUGUGAUUAAAGUUUUUCUUUUGGGCGCGGACAUAUGGUUAAAGAUGUAAUGGUUGUGACAUUUUUUGCCUGAUUACAGAACCGCGGUACUGUACUACACUUCACGGCUGUUGCCCAAGUGAUUGGUUGGCUUUUGUUUUA